GAUAGGUACUAUCGAUCUGAGAGGGUAGUUGUUUACGUUCGUGAGUAUAGAUUUGGACUGGGUCUGCAAUCCUGUAAAAUACAGUGCUAUCAACAUUGCCUCGAAAAGACCGAUGUUGUAUUUACAGUCAGUUCAUUGAACACAUCAUCAUAAAGCUUGGUGGAUAGCUCAAGGUCGAGAAAUGAUUUUUCUCGGAAUGUGAUGCAAUUUUAAGUUUUCUGAAUUUACCGUAAGGAUUCUGCCUCGAUGAUGAAUUUGUUUGGCACGCGCCGUUCCUUAUCUUCUCUCAGAAUCAAGAGAACAAACAUUGACGGGAAUCGGCACGAGGAUGUGAGUGCAAAGUUAUCAAAAGCAGGAUGCAUGUAUUACAAUACAAUCAUGUGCUUCUAACAGCACUGAAAGAUUGAUGAAAAUCGAGAAUUAGUAUUUUAUGCGUUGUGGUCAAUUGUAAAGAAGCUCUUAGCAGUCACAAUACUAGGAACGAGAGCCAGGGCGGGGCACCAAUGUGGAUUUAAAGUUUUACAUGGGAAUACUCUCUACAGCGAAGUUAUUCACACUGUCUGAAUGAUCCACACGCGUCAACAUCCGUGAAAGUCGAGAUGACACCGCGGAUUUACCAGGAAGGCGGUGUGAUUCUCGUUAUCUGCCUCGUACUCGUUUUGUUAUCUGCUGAAACACAUGUUGGACCCCCUUGGCAAACAUUGCAUAGGGUGGACCCCACUGGAAAGAUAUUACUACAGAUCCGUGGCUUGAUUAUUGUUUUAUCUCCCUCACGAGAUUUUUUCACUCACAUGGAGAUGUCACCAUUGCCGAAUUACGGAUAUACAUUCAAUGUGACUUCAGUUACCAAAUGUCCAUUGAACAGAGAAGAAUGGGAUGCUGCCUCGGACAGACUGAAUUGUACCGAAACGCAAGGCUAUCACUGUGUUCCAGAUAAAUACAUGACGUCACUUGUAGAGUUCUGCUACACACGGGGAAAGAAAUUUCCAUUUCAUAAAGGAAAUUGUCUUGAGCUUGCGGCGGAUGGAAUACUUAAUCAUUUUCCUUGUGCUAAAACCUUUCCUUGUGGAUGUCCUGAUAGUUUUUACUUCAGUAACGAGAUAUACAAAUAUCCAAAGUGCCUUCAAAUCAAUACCCAGCUAGAAUGUUUCGAGUCCGAUAUUCAAUGCAUAAUCAGAAAAGCUCUUGACCAUACCACAAAUCUUGCCAAUGAAGCGAUAGUUGUCAAUUUCUCCACGAAUUGUCAGGAUACCAAGAUUCAACUUAUUGUUACAAGACCUUCAAAUGACACAUCUAUAAACACCUAUAAACCCAUAAAAUAUGAGAGAGAAAGCAGCGAAUGUGCCAGUUGUGAAAUCCAUGUGGUGUUUAUCGUAAUUCUAGCACUACUCUUCAUCGGAUCUGUGGCUCUGUCUGGGUGGUUAUACUUCAGACAACGCCAAAUGAAAAAGAACACAGCACAACAACAAAUAGACAUGACAAAGCAACCAUUACUUCCUUCAUCAACGUCGUCACAUGCGAACAGUGAAUCAACGCACCCACAUGAUGAAGCUUUCUCCGAUCUAGCAAGAGCAUGUCGAAAUGGAGAUAAGGCUAAAUACCAUUCCCUGACGGCGCCGGAAACCUUCAACAAAAGCUUACUGAUAAAGAAAGACAACCGAGGCCGUACCGUCCUCCAUCACGCUGUUUAUGGAGGAAGUUAUGAUAUCGUGUACGAUCUGUUAAAAUUCAAAGAAGUAGAUGUCUGUGAAAGAGAAAAUAUCGGCAGAACAGCUCUACACCUAGCUGCUCAAGGUGACAACGUGGAGAUUUUUAACACAGUUUUGCAAAAGGCGGGAAACAGUUUGUUGCAGUCUAAGGAUAAAAAUGAGCUAACUCCACUCUGUUACGCUGCACUGGCUGGGAAAAAAACUGUCAUAGACAGUAUAGUUGAAAAAGGAUUUGAUAUCGAAAAAUUAACAAAAUAUGGUGAAUCUAUCGCACAUCUGGCAUGUAUUGGGGGUAGUUUAGAAAUUUUGAAAAUGGUCUCCGAAAAAGAAAGUAAACGUGGGUCAUUGAACACAGAACAUGAGGAGGAGGAGGAGGACAUAAUCAAAAGAAAAAACAAAAUGGAUUGGAAUCCUAUUCAGUAUGCAGCCAAGUCAGGAAAUACAAAUAUCCUAAAGUUUCUGACUGAAAAUAAUGUUCGUCUGAUCAAUUCCACUGAGGACUUGAAAUCUGCGUUCCAUUCUGCGUGCGAAAAUGGACAUCUUGAAGCCUGCACAUACAUUGCUCGAUAUAGACCUGAAUGUAUCCACACAACGGAUAAGAGAGGAAGACAUGCGGGCCAUUUCAUAGCUAAAUGUGGAAACGUCAAAAUUUUAAAAUUUUUGAUUGAUGAAUGUAAACUACAAGCUGAUAAUCCGUCCUCUCAGAAAAUUAAUAUUCUUCACAUUGCAUGUCGCCAUGGAAGGUUUGACAUGUGUGUAUAUAUAGCAGAAAAUUAUCCGCAUUUAGUUACACAAGAGAGCAAAAAAGGAUGGAAUGCAGCCUUAUUUCUUAGUGAAAAGGGAGGGGCUGAUGAAGAAAGGCUAAAAAUACUUCAGUUCUUAGUGAGCAAAUGCAAAUUAUUUGUGCACCAUGUCUCUAGAGCCGGAAAAACUAUUCUAUACAACGCAUGUGCCAAUAGGUCUCAGAGAUUCUGUCGAUAUCUUCUUGUAAACUACCCUGACCUUCUAACAAUCGAACGAUGCAUGGACCCCAGAAAUAUCACCAGUGAUCCAGAAAUACUCGGUCUCAUUGAGACGCAUUCCAAGGAAGAGUAACGUUAUGCUUUAUUUCAGCGAUACAGGAAAAUACAUUGUAAGCCCAGAUUUACGCUAAAACAGUCUAUAAGUUUUAUCAAUGGGCUACAAUGUGGAUGUACUUCUAAUCCUGGUGGAAUCGUUCGUAUUCAAUCUUUUAUAAUGCUAUUGUCAUUAAUUUUCAAAGAAAAACUACGAUAAUCCAUGUAUCUUUCAUGAAUGCUUUCAAUGAACAGUCAUUUUCAUAAGUUUUUCGCUAGGAAUAAAAUAUAUUAAAGAUUGAAUGAUUUAUCAUUUGCAAAUACUAGCACAUCAAGAGACUCAUGUGUCCUCACUCUAGCCUCAGAAUUACACUAAGGCGCUGUACAAGGGUAAGACGAGGAACGCAACAAUAAAACACAAUUAAAUGACCGUAUGACAAUUUAUCUAAUAUCUGUAAAAUUAUCAAAAUAAUAAAAAACUAUAAUUAAGGUUCAUUAUGGAAUUCCAAAUACGACAUCCAACUGCCAACUGUUCACUGCUUACUGCCAACUGCCUAUUUGCAACUGCUUAUCUACAUGUAGUCAGUAUGAACGGCCUUGUAGAGAACUAUUUCAAGAAAGGCUACACUGUGUUAGAAAUCACGGCCAUUCUUGGUGACAAGCAUCAGGUGAUCUUUUUUCUUUCCUUUAUAUAUGUACAUGCAAUCGUAUUAAGCCACACAGGUUACACUCAAUGGCGUAGACAACGUUAUAUGUACAUGUAAUCGUAUUUGUAUCUAACGGAAAAGUAAGAAAUCAGUCAUUCCUUCUCUCUCUCUCUCUCUCUCUCUCUCUCUCUCUCUCUCUCUCUCUCUCUCU
Messenger RNA from Ostrea edulis (European flat oyster), 3622 nucleotides. Its product is annotated as alpha-latroinsectotoxin-Lt1a-like. Gene Ontology annotation, biological process: protein localization to ciliary inversin compartment. Gene Ontology annotation, molecular function: protein binding. The transcript has 11 exons. The record is from RefSeq and is a predicted model, not a curated record. Lineage: Eukaryota; Metazoa; Mollusca; Bivalvia; Ostreida; Ostreidae. Gene Ontology annotation, cellular component: ciliary inversin compartment. Bases 600 to 2804 code for a protein of 734 amino acids.